AUGCUAAACAAUAUUUAUGAAAGAAUAAUAGUUGCGUAUACUUCUAUUGAUCAGAAUUAAAGAAUAAGUGCUGAGAAAGAUUUGAAUCAGCUUGAAGAAUAGGAUGCUAAUUUAUGUGGAUAUUUAUUGGAAUUGAUAUAAACAUAAUAAUAAAAUAGCUAGAUUAAAUUUUUCACAAUAAUCCAUUUAAAAAAUGUUAUUAAACGUAGGUGGAAAGCUUUUAAAUAGAUGGUUGGUUGUGAGAAAAGAUAAAAUUAUUUUGCCGAAAAUUAGAAAAAUUAAAUCAAGGAAUUAGUAUUAUAAUUCUACUGUUAAGAACAAGUAGGUCAACUCAAAUAGGAAAUUUUAUAAAUUUUAUACGAAGUAUGCUCAAGUGACUACCCUUUUAAAUAUCCAUUAUUAUUAAAAUACAUUAAUCAAUAAUUGGAAGCGAAUAACUUGGAUGAACAAUUAUUAUCAUUCCUAAAACAAAUAUUCAAAAUUAUGCCUAAAAAUCAAUAAAAAAAUGAAUAAUAUAAUUGCUUAUGGUAAAAAAUAGCCUCAUUAUGGGUCAGAGCUGAUAAUCUAAAUAAUUAUUCAUAGUAAUCUUUGCUUCUACUUGAUAAAAUGUUUACUAAUUUUAUCUUAUCCUAUCACUCAAAUGUCUUCAAAGAUGAAAUAUAAUAGAUUUUUAGUUCAAUGUUACAAAAAAUUGCCAUCUUAUUACAAAGUGACACAUAAUAAUAAUAUCAUAAGAAUAUUACACAUUUAAUUUCUAAAUGCUCUAAAUUGGUUGCUAAUUAUCCGUUUUAAUUAACUUAAAAUUUACCAGAUUACUUAUAAAUGUUAAGUGUAACAAUUAAUUCCAAUAAAAAGAUUAUUACUAAAGGAGGUUUAAUUUCCUUUAUUAGGUUUCUUAAACUAUCAUAGUUAUUUUUAACUGAUGAUUUAUUGUUGCUUAAUAUGAAAAAAUAUUCCGACUAAGAGAAAUAAUAAGUCUUAAAAGAGAAAUAAGUUGUUGAUACAAUUAUAAAGUAAUUUUUUGAAAAAGAGAGCUAAAAUUUCAUAUAAAGAUUUUUAACAUUAAUAACAUCAUCAAAUGAAAUCAGUAUUGAAGAUAUGAUUGAAUAAGAAGAAGAAAAUGAAUUUGAAAAAAUUUUGCAUCCAAAAGAUGCCGAAAUUUUUAGUUUAGCAUUAAUUGCUGCAGAACUUCUCAUAGUCAGAGCUCCAUCAAUAUGUUCAAAUUUACUUUAAGGAUAUAUCGAUUAGACAAUUUAAGCAUAAUUUUAAAUAAAUCCAAACGUUUUAGAAAGUUUAUUGAUAAUUAUUGGUUUAAUUCCAAAAAUUUAGUCAAAGCUAAAAUUCUAAUUUUAAAUCUAAUAUCCCACAAUUAUCUAAUACUUGUAAACGUCAAAUCAACUUCAUCAUUAAAGAAGACUGUCUAUUCUACUAAAUAGAUUAAUUCUUAUUUUAGAUUAGAAUUAAAUAUUAUCUUCUUUAUAAGUAGCAGGAAAUCUAUUGUCUACAUCUCAAGACAGCAUAAUACAAUACCAAUCCUUACUUUGUAUAAAAUAGGUGGCUGUUAAUUAUAAUGGAAGCAUCUAAUGGAGUUAAAUAUUGGUUACAGUCUGCCCAUAUAUAGUUGCACUUCUUAAGUGUCUAAAAAGAACAACAAUUAUCACACCUUUGUUAGAUUUGCUCUCUAAACUAAUCGAAAAAUGUCAAAAUGAAUAAACAGAAGUUGUGGUUAGUGCAAUAGAAAAUAGUGGACUUUUUUAAUUGAUGUAAUCAAAAUUCUAAGAAGCAGAGGAAAAUUUAUUGAUAAUAGAUUAGGUUUGUUAGAUGUUGAAAACACUCAUUAUUGCGUAUCCUCUCGGAACAAAAAUCCCACAUAUAUUCUAAAUGGCUCUUGUACUUAUUGUCAAUAACAUCAACUCAAAAUAAGCUUGUAUUUUGGAGUUAACACUAUUACUUUUAAGGGAAUAUGAAGAAUAGUAAUAAAAUUUUCCUAUUGAUCAAUUAAUAAGCAUCUUAUAGUAAAACUUAGAUUCUUUAUUAUCUGAUACCUCACAAAUAAACUCUUGCAUAAUUAUUUCAAUUAUUGAAGAAUUAUAUUUAUUGAAUACAUUUUCAGUAAAUGAUUUCUCAAAACACAUACCAUAUAUGGAAUCUAGAUAUUCACUAAGGGACACAAAUGUGAAAAAUUCAGUUUUAGGUCUUACAACUACUAUGAUUUUAAUGCUUUUGAAUAAUAAUAGAUAAGACAUAGCAAUAUUUUCAGGGUUAAUUUAAGUGAUACUGAAUGAUUUAUUAGAGCCAGAAAUGAAUGAAAUACUUGAAAAUAAAUUUAGAAUCGAAAUUUAAAUUGUCAGCAUACUUAACAGAUUUAUAAUUUUAGCAAGAGAUAAUUUCUUUUCUUUUGUUUAAUAAAAUAGCAUCUCUUUUGAAAAAUAUUUAUAAAGCUGGAUGAAAAAAUCAGAAAUAUUGGAAUCUGAAAAAUCUAUAAAAUUAAAUGUAAUAGCAUUUUUACUCAUAAUUGACUAUGUAUAACCAACUACAUUCAUUUAAUAUUUUACUUAAAUUGCAACAUAAUAUGCCAGAUUUUCAAAAAAACAAUUUAUUCAAAAAACAAUUGCAGUACUUACUCCAAAUUAAAGACUUUCAUAACAUAGGGCAAGCAAUAGAAAAGAAAAGAUAAGAAACACUUAAAUGCAUAAUGAACACAAUCUUCAACAAUAUUUUAAACAAAUGAUUCAAGACUAUAUUCUUAAGCAUAAUUUAUCAUAAGACCUAACAGUUAUUUAAGCUUUAUAGAUGAUCUCAUGA
Molecule: messenger RNA, 2805 nt
Organism: Paramecium tetraurelia
Lineage: Eukaryota; Ciliophora; Oligohymenophorea; Peniculida; Parameciidae
Exons: 4
Biological process (GO): intracellular protein transport
Molecular function (GO): small GTPase binding
Source: RefSeq, a predicted model, not a curated record